Hemiscyllium ocellatum (epaulette shark) is the source of this 2477-nucleotide messenger RNA. It is a transcript of the gene selenom, whose product is annotated as selenoprotein M. Gene Ontology annotation, molecular function: oxidoreductase activity. The transcript has 5 exons. Gene Ontology annotation, cellular component: endoplasmic reticulum lumen. Lineage: Eukaryota; Metazoa; Chordata; Chondrichthyes; Orectolobiformes; Hemiscylliidae. The record is from RefSeq and is a predicted model, not a curated record.
AAACACGAUUUAUAGAGGGCCAGAAAGCGGAGUUGUUCAGUGGGGGCUGGUGCUCACUGGAUCUGUGCAACAUGUUGCAGCCGCUGGUGCUGCUGACUCUGACUCUGACCCUGACCCAGGCGGUGUCCGGCUACAAACUCAACUUGGAGAAGCCGCCAACACUAGCCCGAGGCAGGGUGGAGACCUGCGGCGGGUGACAGUUAUCUGUCCUGACAGAGGUGAAGGCUUUCGUUGAGGAGGACUUACCUCUUUAUCACAACCUGGUGCUGAAAUAUAUUCCAGGAGCAACUCCUGAACUGCUCCUCUUGAACUACCAUUUUGAAGAACUGAAUCGAGUGGACCUUAUGCCAAUGACCAGGAAAGAGAUCAAUGAAUUGCUGUUGAAACUAGGAUUUUACAAAAAGGAAAGUCUGGAUGCCGAAGUGCCAUUUGAGUUCUACUAUGCCCCAAUGGUGGGUAAACCCAUUAGACAAUUUGACACACAACGAGGGAAUCCUGCUAAAGCUGAGUCUGAGGACUUCGCAGAAUCAAACGAGUUGAAGCAGGAUCUAUAGACAAAUGAUUGAAAUGUAACCUCAACUGGCCAUAAAUCAAUGGAAAAAUGAUAACUCACAACUGGAUUGAAAAUGUGAUGGCUUUGGUUUAAAACCUGGACGUCCCAGUAAUCACAUGCUGCUCAUUUAACCAUCAACCUGUUUAUUAUUAACAUUGUCAUUUCUUUCGGUUUAAUUCUCUGCUAACUGUGGGGGAAAACACCAUUGACGGACAAGUGCAAAAAUACACAGGGGCUAUCGGCAAGCGAGGGUGGGGAGUAUGGGAAAUAACUAGAAUCUAUCUGUCCAGUGGGUCCAUUGUAUGUUCUACAUCUGAGGCUGAUUGGGUCACUUUAUGCCCAAAUGUUGCAAAUUGUCCUGCUCAGCCUCUUGGGUGAAGUUUAUUGGAAAGUGAAUCAUGUUGAUGGUAAACAGAUUGGUCCAGCUAGAGCAGGUCGGAUUAAUGAACUGAGGUCAACUGAUAUCAACGGCAUCAGCACAAGACAGAGUGGAUUCAUCUAAAGAGAUCCAGAUGAAGGACUCCAUGCACCACAUGGCCGAGUCGUGGGCCCAGUUAUUGACGGUAUAAACACACCAAGUAGCUUAACUCGACUGGUAAAUGUGUAGCUCAGUGUGAUUCGGACCAGCAGGGUGUCAGGGUCCACCCUUGGUCUGUGCUGAGCUCACUGACACCAGUGAGGGGGCUAGAGCUGUUACAACUCACCCCAGUAUCUCUGCUUCAGUUUGCCCUCCUGCUGCGGAGCACUGUUCUGGGAUAUCUUCAUAUCGAUCUGUCCAGCCCGGACCACAGAGAGUCAGAUUGUGACGCCUUGCUUGGUUGAAUAGCCAGCAGACACUCGGUGGCUUAUCUCACAUGAAGAAAGGCUACUUGGCUGAUGGUGGGGUGAGGCAUUGGUGCAAGUGAGACACCCUGGGGAAGGAUGGGGAGAAAACUUCAUUUGUAAAUCAAAACCUGGAUAUCCUAAUAAGAGUGUGUAUGUUAGACCCUCACAGUAAUGUGAAGACUUACUUUAAUUUUGGUGAGGGUGCUUGAUCAUAUUUUCACCUUUUCAGUUCAAGCAUCUACCUGGCUAAAUGCCAACUGCUGAUUCUCAGUGUCCAGUCAGCAGAGGGUGCUGGUGAAUAAUUUUUAUUCAUUAUAAAAUAUAUAUUUGUUCCUCAUGGCCUCUUUCUGUCCAUCUACAGCCCCUUCUACUGGGAGUGCGAUGCAUUUAAAAAUCAGAGCAUCUCCAGCCCCUGUAAACCUGGUGGAGAUGUGUUUACCGUAACUCCAUGGCCAGUGAAGGCUGUGGGGGAGAUACUGACCAGGAGAGGGUGACCUCACCAGCCACCUCUGUCUACCUUCCCUCCACCACAGGCAGAGUUCAAAAGCAGCUUGUGUCUUCACCCUGACUCUCUCUCUGGGUUUUGAAAUUUCUUUAAGCAAGAGGGAAAUAAUAAAACAAAGGGUUGAUUUAUCAAAUUUAGCUGAUAGCCUCUCGGCCGUGCUGCAUAUAUUGUCAGCUGACCUCGAGUUCUGCCCUUUUCCAACAAUCCGGCUGCAUGAAUCCAUCACUUUGGAUUUAGGGAGAAAAUGAGCACAUUGAGCAAACGGUUGUGCAUUUUUAUAAAUGAAGUAUUUUGGAAUGAAAUAUAACAUUUUCACAUCUUUAGCGUUCACUCUGAAACGACCCUGACCAAGAAAACAACAGCAGACACCCCCAGUGUCUCCGGCUGGCUGGGUGCUUUUUGCAUGUGAGAACCUCAGGCCUUGUCCAGGAAUGUACAUGAAGCACUCAGCUGAAAGGUGACCAGGCUGAGAGCAGAGGCACAGCAUUCCUGAAGGCACAGAGAAUUCCAUGCUGGAAGAACCCACCAGUCUCAACAAACAUUUGAUGUUAUUUUUGUCUGUUGGAUAACAAUAAAAUUCGACAGGUAACAAUA